This is a messenger RNA of Nematostella vectensis (starlet sea anemone), 609 nucleotides long. RefSeq names its product histone H2A-like. The coding region runs from base 217 to 597 and encodes 126 amino acids. NCBI's taxonomy places the organism in Eukaryota, Metazoa, Cnidaria, Anthozoa, Actiniaria, Edwardsiidae. The transcript has a single exon. Gene Ontology annotation, molecular function: structural constituent of chromatin; protein heterodimerization activity; DNA binding. Gene Ontology annotation, cellular component: nucleosome. The record is from RefSeq and is a predicted model, not a curated record.
GGCUGAUUUAAAGUUAAUAUGAUAAUUUGGUAAGGUUACUUCUUAGGAAACAUAGACAUGAAUAUUCGAUGUCACAGGUCAUGGUUCUAUUAGGAAAUAGUGAUUUGUGAUUGGUGCAUUUCGAUCCGGUGAUUACCAAGCUGGGGGUACAUAAACUCGAAACAGGCAGUAUUUCGGUUUAUUCUCUCGUCAGAGUAUUAUUACCAAACUUGCAAAAUGUCAGGUCGCGGCAAAGGCAAAGCUAAGGGCACCAAGUCCAAGACUCGUUCAUCCCGUGCAGGGCUUCAGUUCCCCGUCGGUCGUAUCCACCGUCAUCUGCGCAAAGGCAACUACGCCGAGCGUGUUGGUGCUGGCGCACCGGUCUACAUGGCCGCCGUGCUCGAGUACCUGAGCGCUGAGAUCCUCGAGUUGGCCGGCAACGCUGCCCGCGACAACAAAAAGACCAGGAUCAUCCCCCGUCACUUGCAGUUGGCUGUCAGGAACGACGAAGAGUUGAACAGGCUGCUCCGCGGUGUCACCAUCUCUCAGGGUGGUGUGCUGCCCAACAUCCAGGCCGUGCUUCUGCCCAAGAAGACCGAGAAGAAGCCCAAGGCAUAAGCAGUUUCUACU